Gopherus flavomarginatus (Mexican gopher tortoise) is the source of this 1414-nucleotide messenger RNA. It is a transcript of the gene BRME1, whose product is annotated as break repair meiotic recombinase recruitment factor 1. The transcript is spliced from 4 exons. Bases 1 to 663 code for a protein of 220 amino acids. NCBI's taxonomy places the organism in Eukaryota, Metazoa, Chordata, Testudines, Testudinidae. The record is from RefSeq and is a predicted model, not a curated record. Gene Ontology annotation, biological process: double-strand break repair involved in meiotic recombination.
AUGGUCAUUUGUGAGAAAAAUAAAAUGGACCCUGUUCCCAUGGAAAAUUAUCUUUCCCCUACAGAUGUUCUUGAGCAACUGGAAAGAGAAAAGGUGAUAAUCAAUCAUAAAAGAGAAACUGAUGCUAAUUCAGGUGUCUGGAAGUCUCUUUCUGCAGCAGAUACAGGUUUGCCUAGUGGUGCACUGAGGGAUCUUUCCCCAGUGGACCAAACCUCCUCACCUUGGGAAGAUGCACUUUCUCUAGAUCUAGAAUUCUUGCCUGACAACCCGUUACAGACUGUCCUUGAAGAUAACAGAGUUGAAUUUCCACUAAAGCAGCCAUUUUCUGUGGAUAGUAAUUGCAGUCCUUCCAUUCCUGAAAGUGAUCUGUAUCCUGAAAGAGAACGGCGUCCAAAGACACCAGUCCCAAUCAUUAAUAUAUCUUACUCAAACAAGCUGCAACCCAGGGUUGAGAUGAUGGAGGGAGAUUGUGAUCCCACGAAAGAGGAAGAUGCAACAGAUGUUGUUUGUGGUCUGAUUAUUGAGCUCUCUAAUCUCAAUCGACUGAUAAUGAACACCCACAGGGAUCUGGAGUCUUUAAAGAGAUUGAAGUACAGAAAAAGCAGACAAUCCGGAAGGUUUAUUGCUCAUGCCCUGAAGGGAGCGACAAAUACUCUGUACUAAGUAAAAAAUGGAAGGCGCUCUAGGACUGUGCAUCAAAUCAGAGCUACAUAGCAGCAUUGCUGGGUUUAAUAGUCAGAGGUUUUGUUCUGGUGUUGCUUUUACUCUCCUACAUUUGGCAUUUUGAACCUUUUUCUUAUUUACACUCAGGGCCCUGGACACCACUCUAGCCAUGGUAAGGCUCCUUUUCACUGGCAGAAUGUAGUAAAUGAGGCUGAAUUAUAAAUGAGACUAAGGCCCAGUGGCUUAGAACCAAAUGCUUGCUGGCUACUGGCUGAUUGCAGUACAGGAAUAUCCACUCAUCUCCUGCCUCCCCAAAAGGCACAUAUACAGAUUUCAAAAAACAGUUGUAUGCUCAAAUUCUGGUUGUAAACCCUUGGUCUUUCCCUUCCAACCUUGUCCAGACUAGAGGUUAAAGGUGAAAUGUUGAGCCAUUCUAGCUACCAUGUUUGAAAAAGUCUAGUGUAGACAAGGCAGCAUAUACAUGCUAAACUGUUCAAGGUAAACCCUAAUCUCCCCACUGAAGACUUCACCUCAAUCAGUUUAGCAUGUGUUUGAAGUCCCAGACUUUGGAAAAUACCUUUCAUCCACUUCUGUUAUGGAGCUCUUGCAGAGCAGGCUUUCUUCAUGUUUUCAGGGAAAACCAGAACUGACGUGCUUUUUUCAGUCCUAUGACCCUGCAACAGCCUGGAUUUGUGCAGUAUUAUUUUGAUAUAAAUUAUGCAGAAAACAUUGGCCCUUGAAUAAAAAGUGA